Halteromyces radiatus is the source of this 1053-nucleotide messenger RNA. RefSeq lists its product as uncharacterized. The record is from RefSeq and is a predicted model, not a curated record. The coding region runs from base 30 to 872 and encodes 280 amino acids. Gene Ontology annotation, cellular component: cytoplasm. The transcript is spliced from 7 exons. NCBI's taxonomy places the organism in Eukaryota, Fungi, Mucoromycota, Mucoromycetes, Mucorales, Cunninghamellaceae.
GCACUUUCCUUUUUUUUUUUUCUUUCCCCAUGACUACUUCCCAGGCACCUGCCUCAACAACAACCAACAACAACAAUAAUACUUCAUUCUUUUCUUCAUUUGCAUCAUCCUUUGUUCCUAGUAAAACCGCCACGGAUAUCAGCAAGAAAUUCAACUCAUUUACACAAACAUUACAACAACGCGCUCGUGAACUUCCGAAGAACAUCUCUCGUUUACCCGAUACUUUGGAUGCGGAACACGAUAAUUUUGUCAGGAACAAGAAGACUAUUGAUGAAAAGGAAGUAUCCACACGCUCAGAGUUGGUGAUGCCUUGGGAUGGUUAUGGUAUUUAUGAACAAGAACUGAAACGACGUAUAUUGGAGAUCCCAGAGGAUCAGCGUAACUUUAUCAUUCCUCCUCCUGAAGAUACUACGUUUGAAUUCGACUUGAAAGCUUACAGUCAAUCCGCACGCGCCAUCCUUACCCAAGACAAAGCAUUAUCUCAUAUGCGGUUUUUAUUGGUCCCACAACAAGUGAAUGAAGUUACAUUUUGGAGAAAUUACUUUUAUAGGGUCACCACUGUCAAGAAAGCUGUACUCUCUGACACAACUAUUCAAUCUAACUCUACGAUCAACAAUGAAAAGGCAAAAAACGAUGGUGUACUCUUUGAUUUUGCUGGAGGAAGUGAUGAUGAUGAUGAAGAAGAAGGAUAUGUUGAUGAUAAGGCCAAAAAUAUCCAACAUGACCAAGAAUCAAAGCAAGAGUCUAACAAGAAGCCUAUCGAUGACACCAAGACUAUGAAAACAACUGUGGAUCAACCUUCUGUAUUAGAGGACGACGAAAUGGAAGAAUGGGAAAGGGAACUACGACGUGCUGCUGCUGAAGGUUUAUAAAUACCAAGUUGAGUUAGAUUUGUUUGAUACAUAUUCCCCAUCCUCUAUCUCUUUUCUUUUUUUUCUUCUCUCUCAUCCCUUUUACAUAUAUUAUCUUGUUAUUAUACUUCUAUUGUUGACCAUAUAUUUUAUGUGUUAUUAAUAAAGCACGCUCCGAUCUUUUCUUGGAGCUUUCUAAAAU